AUGGCCACCUCGUAUCUCCCCUUCCGCGCCACCACUGUCCGAUCCGCCUUUCGCAACCACGACUCUUCUCGCACACAAAAAACCUCAAAUCCCAAGUGGUGGGCCCCGCUCGUCAGCUGGUCCUCCGAGCCAGACUACUUCGACUCUGAUCUCUCAGCCAAAGCCGAAGCCAAGCCGGAGACAACGGAGCCGAUUAAAUCUCGCAUCGCGCCGGGAAGCUUUACGGAAGAGAAGGCGAGAAAGCUGAGGUUGAUGACGAAAGACACGGCGUUUCAUGAUGCUAUGUAUCACUCGGUUAUUGCUUCUCGUUUAGCUUUCGAUUCGAAUGAUCGCUCCGAUUUUUGA
Molecule: messenger RNA, 345 nt
Organism: Daucus carota subsp. sativus
Lineage: Eukaryota; Viridiplantae; Streptophyta; Magnoliopsida; Apiales; Apiaceae
Exons: 1
Coding region: 1-345 (114 amino acids)
Source: RefSeq, a predicted model, not a curated record